Molecule: messenger RNA, 1394 nt
Organism: Achroia grisella
Lineage: Eukaryota; Metazoa; Arthropoda; Insecta; Lepidoptera; Pyralidae
Gene: Gmppa
Product: mannose-1-phosphate guanyltransferase alpha-A
Exons: 9
Coding region: 103-1350 (415 amino acids)
Biological process (GO): biosynthetic process
Cellular component (GO): cytoplasm
Source: RefSeq, a predicted model, not a curated record
UGUUUUCAACAAUUUUAUUAACUUAUUUACUAUCAAUUAAUACACUGUAUAUAAAAAAUAGUUCACUAGUACCGUAAUAGUUACGAGUACAAAUUCUUUAAUAUGUUAAAAGCUGUGAUACUGAUUGGGGGGCCGCAAAAAGGCACCCGUUUCCGACCUCUGUCACUCGACACUCCCAAACCACUGUUCCCCAUUGCUGGAGUGCCAUUAAUCCAACAUCACAUUGAGGCAUGUGCAAAAUUAGAAGAAUGCAAGGAAAUAUUAAUCAUUGGAUCAUACACAAGUGCUCAUAUGUCACAGUUUUUGAGCGACAUGCAGAAAGAAUUCCAUGUUAUUAUCAGAUAUUUACAAGAAUUCGCACCUCUGGGCACUGGAGGAGCUCUCUAUCACUUUAGGGAUCAAAUCCGAGCCGGCAAUCCCUCUGCAUUCUUCUUGCUGAAUGGAGAUGUUUGCGCUGAUUUCGGCCUGAAGGAGUUAUGGAAAUUCCAUAGUGAAAGAUCAGAUGCUCUUUUGACAAUAAUGGGCACUGAGGCCACACGGCAGCAGUCAGUCCACUACGGCUGCAUGGUCUGCGACCCGACCACGAGGGCUGUCACUCAUUACGUCGAGAAGCCUAACAGUUAUGUGUCCACGCUCAUUAAUUGCGGUGUCUACGUGUGUUCACUACAAGUAUUCCAUACUAUGGCUGAUGCUUUUCAGAAGAAACAGGAUGGAUUUUACAGUGGUACCAACGGCAACAGUAGCCCACACCCGGGGUACAUGUCGUGGGAACAAGAUGUACUCGCGCCGCUGGCUGGCACGAAGAAACUAUAUGCAAUGCAGGUGACAAGUUGGUGGUCGCAAGUAAAAACAGCCGGCUCCGCUAUAUACGCCAACCGUCACUAUUUGGAGUUGCAUCGUAAGCGGCUCAGCAUCCCCGCUCCGUGCCAGAUACUGCCAGAUGUCUUCAUCCAUCCCACAGCUAUCGUCGAUAGCACUGCCGUGAUAGGUCCGAAUGUGUCAAUCGGCGCUGGAGUUAUAAUAAAAGCGGGCGUCAGGAUCAAGGAGUCAAUAGUACUGAACAACGCCACCAUUAACGAGCAUGCUCUGGUUAUGUAUUCUGUUGUGGGUCAAGAUGCAUCUGUAGGCGAGUGGUCACGCGUUGAGGGAACGCCUUCAGACCCCGAUCCCAACAAACCAUUCGCCAAGAUGGACAACACGCCUCUAUUUAACUCUGAUGGAAGACUCAACCCUUCUAUCACUAUAUUAGGUGCCAGUGUAAUAGUUCCAGCGGAGACCAUCCUGUUAAAUUCAAUAGUAUUGCCACAUAAACAUCUCACCAGAAGCUUCAAGCAUGAAAUAAUAUUAUAGUGUUAAUGACAUUUGUUCCAUUCUUUUUCAUCCGCAUGUAAGUU